This is a messenger RNA of Engraulis encrasicolus (European anchovy), 6319 nucleotides long. It is a transcript of the gene dync1li2, whose product is annotated as dynein, cytoplasmic 1, light intermediate chain 2. Gene Ontology annotation, biological process: microtubule cytoskeleton organization; microtubule-based movement. The transcript is spliced from 13 exons. The record is from RefSeq and is a predicted model, not a curated record. Bases 179 to 1675 code for a protein of 498 amino acids. Gene Ontology annotation, cellular component: centrosome; cytoplasmic dynein complex. NCBI's taxonomy places the organism in Eukaryota, Metazoa, Chordata, Actinopteri, Clupeiformes, Engraulidae. Gene Ontology annotation, molecular function: dynein heavy chain binding.
GGCUGCUAUGCUGUAUGUCAAGGCGGGAAAGGGAGAAAUUAGUUGAUUCACUUAUUUUGAAACGGUUGUCAACAGUAAUUCAGAGGAAUACCGCUUUUAAAAAGUUUAAGUUUCUCUUAGGUCCUGAGGCGCCCAGGCUUCGGCUCCUGGUGCCUCCCUUUGUCGCUGUAGAAACAAGAUGGCUCCCGUUUUAGAGAAGAAGCUGCUGGGCGCAGCCGGGGCUGGUGACACCAUGGAAAAUAGUGCAGAGGAUGAAGAGGGACAGAACCUUUGGUCUUCUAUUCUUAGUGAAGUUUCCACACGCUCUAGCUCUAAACUGCCAUCGGGGAAGAACAUAUUAGUCUUCGGAGAGGAUGGAUCGGGAAAGACGACACUCAUGGCGAAGCUGCAAGGAGCAGAGCACAACAAGAAGGGCCGAGGCCUUGAGUACCUCUACCUUAGUGUCCACGACGAGGACAGAGAUGACCUGACGCGCUGUAACGUGUGGAUCCUGGACGGCGACCUGUACCACAAGGGUCUGCUGAAGUUUGCGGUGUCGGGGGAGUCGGUGCGGGACAGCCUGGCGGUGCUAGUGGCCGACAUGAGCCGGCCCUGGAGCAUCAUGGAGUCCCUGCAGAAGUGGGCCAGCGUGCUGCGCGACCACCUGGACAAACUCAAGGUGCCCCCGGAGGAGAUGAGGGACAUGGAGCAGAACAUGGUGAAGGCCUUCCAGGAGUAUCUGGAGCCUGAGGACAGCAGCACUACGCCGGCGUCUCCCCAGAGGAGGGCCCCCGCGGCGGGGGGAGAGGACGAGGGAGUCCUGCUACCGCUACCAGACAACGUCCUCACACACAACCUGGGCAUUCCAGUAAUGGUAGUCUGCACAAAGUGUGAUGCUGUCAGUGUACUGGAGAAGGAGCACGACUACAAAGAGGAGCACUUUGACUAUAUCCAGUCCCACAUCAGGCGCUUCUGCUUACGAUACGGAGCGGCCUUGAUCUACACUUCGGUGAAGGAGGAGAAGAACCUGGACACCCUCUACAAAUACACACUGCACAAACUCUAUGACUUCCCCCUCACCACGCCCGCCUUAGUCGUCGAGAAGGACGCCGUGUUCAUUCCGUCCGGAUGGGACAACGAGAAGAAGAUUGCCAUCUUGCACGAAAACCUUGCCAGCUUAAGACCCGACGACCCGUUUGAGGACGUCAUCGGGAAGCCGCCAGUCCGGAAGUUGGUGCAUGACAAGGAGGUGUGUGCUGAGGAUGAGCAGGUCUUCCUCAUGAAGCAGCAGUCUCUACUUGCCAAACAGCCUGCCACACCCACUAGAGGAACGGAGUCUCCAGCGCGACCUGCCUCCGCUUCACCUCGGCCUACGGGGCGGCCCGGCCCCACCAACGUGGCCAGCGUAUCGCCCAUGACCGCCGUCAAGAAACCAGACCCCAACAUGAAGGGUGCGGCGGCUAACGAGGGAGUGCUGGCUAACUUCUUCAACAGCCUGCUGAGCAAGAAGACGGGCUCCCCCGGGGCCCCGGGCUCCCCAGGAACGCCAGGGGGCCCCAACUCCCCCGCCUCCGCCAAGAAGACAGGGCAGAAGCCAGUUUUGACUGACGUCCAGGCCGAGUUGGACCGCAUGACGCGCAAGCCCGACGCCAUGGCAACGGACAAUAGCAGCCCCCCCGCGGAGAACGAGGCCUGACCUGAAGCGACCCGACCAACGACCCAACAACACGACUGCGCUUACAACGACCCAACACGACCCGACCAACAACCCAACACGACUGCGCUUACAACACCGACCAACCAACCAACUCAACCCAACCAACCCAACAUCCCAACCAAACACAAAUACCUGGAGACACAAACAAACAAGACAAACCAAUCAAAAUAUAAGAGAAUUAUUUUAGUGUUCUAGACGGCCUGUCACACACACACACACACACACACUUACUGACAUGCAUAUGAGAAACAAAAAAAAGACAAACUAAAUCCCCCAAAGUGUAUGUCCAGUUUUGCAGCAGAGCAUCUGCUCCGGGCGGAUUAGUGGGCUGAUCCAAUAUGUUGAUAAGGAAGAGAGGAUGGGAGACUUGAGGGGAAAGAUAGGAGGGAGUGAGGGAGCGACUUCUUAUCAAAGUUAUCAACGAGGCUUAUCCGGUCCGGAGGUCAUCCUUAUUUCAUCAAUCCUAAAUUCCUCCUCCCCUCCUGUAAUUUUAUACUUUUUUGACCCUUUUGUUUUUGAGGUUUGGAAUAUGAGAAGCUGAGAGAUGGGGAGGGGAAGAGGGGAAAUGAAUCCAUUCAUAGGCAGGGAAACCAAAUCCUGUAGUCACUGGAGCUCUUUGCCAGGGGAUGGAGGGAUGUAGAGAGAGAGGGAUGGAUGGAUGGAGGGAUGGAUGGAGGGGAAGUAGUUUGUGCUCGCCUCUUUUGUCCUCCCCUCCCUUCUCCUGUUUCCUUUGUAUCUGAUGCCACCCAGCCCAGCAGCAGCUGUGAAUGCCCACCACACCACACCACAACACAACACAGCACAGUCCGGCCCAGCCCAGCAAAGCCUAGAACUAUCCCAACCUAACCUAACCUUGUCCCAGGCAUCAGGGCUGCUUAGCCCAGUCCAGCCCAGUGUACACCACACUUUCAGCACAGCACAGCUCAGCCCACCCCAGAACACCCCCUCUCCCAGAGUCCUCUAUACCCCAACACACACACACACACACACACACACACACACACACACACACACACACACACACACACACACACACACACACACACACACACACACACACACACAAGGUACAUAGUAUAUAUGAAGUCAGAUGAUCUAUUAAUACUGUUUGUAUUUAUAAAGACAUGUUUGGUUUGUUUUGUCCCCCUCCCCCCUGUCAUGUUCGGUUUCUCUCCUAAAUGGUUAAAUUUGGUCUGGAUCAGACGGGCAGGUGUUGAGCUUUAGCAUAUUUAAAUCCAUUGAUGUUAAGACACUAACUGACAUGGCCACACUCCCAUUGGCUAGUAGUCCCGAGAGCCUUCCUGUGUCAGGGCCAAUAGCGAGAGCGCUUACCUGUGUCAGGGCCAAUAAUGCGCCACCACUGCAGACCCUGUAAAUAUUACUGCAAAAAACAAAAGAAAAAGAAAAAAAAAGAAUGGAAAGAAAAGUACGCAAAUAUUUGCUAUAUGAGCUCUUUUUUUGUUUGUUUGAUUUUUGUACAAAGCAAUUGCAAUUAUUUUAGCGAAAUUAUGAAGAAGAAACUUCAGAAUGAAAUGAAAGUUAAGGUGUGAAUUGGGACGCUAUAGCACGUACGGUUGGCUGAGCUCGACAGAAGCUUCCUCUGCGACGCCACAGCCGCGGCAGGUGUGUCGUAUCGUUAAAAUAUGUGUAUUGGAGCGGAGACGGCAAGACAGGACGGCAUCUUUUUUUUCCUUCAAAACGAAACAAAUAAAGCCUACAACUAACUCCCCAAGUGCCUGGCACAUUGCCCCCUGGCUGUGUCCUAUAGCAGAGGUGCUGGGCUAGCGGAGAGGGCUUGCACUGUAGAACAAGACAGUAAUGGGGUUCUCUUGUCGUUUUGGUCCACAUUGGCUUCCAGUUAAUUUAUUUUUUUUCGUUUUCAUUUGUUUUGUAUUACCUUAACGUCUGUGGUCAUUUGCUUAAUUAAGAGGUUUUUCUUUUCUUUGUUUUUUUUUGCUUCCAUUGGUAACGUACAGUACAGUAGGUGAGCAAUAGGGAGCAUGCCUUCUUGUUUUUCUUUUUCGUUUUCUUGUCGUUUUCAACUAGUUGAUAAUUAGAGGAGUGUGGCAAAUCGGGGCUGUGAAUUGCACCAGCGUUACAAACAGCUAUAGAACCAACCUGUGUGUCCAAGGCAAAUACCCACCCACCUGUGUGUGUGUGUGUGUCUCCACCUACUUGCUAAAUGUCGAGAUGUUUUCAGGCGAGGCCACGAGGAGAGGAGAGGAGGGUGCAUCUCUGUUAGCUGUUUUUUGUUUGUUUUUUUGUUUUGUUUUUUGAAAGAAGUGGCUCUCUCUUCAUCCACGAAUGAAACGAAAUGAAAGAUGACAUGUUAUUGUGCUCUUUUACUCAAAUCAAAAUGUUGCUUUUAUAUGCAUAUAUAAAUAUAUAUUCAUGUUUAUCUAAACAUCGCUGUUAUUGCAGUUUGUGUUGAACAGAAGACAUUCCCGGCUCUACACCACAUAUAGAUGUAGUAUAGUACUGUAGAUAUAGCUGUGUGUUCCCAUCUGAAGACUGCUCUUGACUGCAGUGCAGUGUCCUAUUCUGCCUUGUGUGGCCCGCGUGUGUGUGUGUGUCCUUGUGUGUGUGUCCUUGUGUGUAUGUCCUCUCUCUCUUUCUCUCUCUCUCUUUCUCUCUCUCUCUCUCUCUCUCUCUCUCUCUCUCUCUCUCGUGUGGCUGUUGCUGUGUCUGUGUGUCUGGUUGAUCCUCCAUGCCUUUGCCUUGGGUGUAGUAGUCUCCGCCUGCUCCCCCCCCCCCCCUUCUCUGUCUGGACUCAGGGUACGGCCUUAACCUAGAGCCUCUGUUGCAUGCUCUUCUUUACCCUACGACACACUCUCAUCUCUACCCUACACCCCUCUCUCAUCUCUACCCUACACCCCACUCUCAUCUCUACCCUACACCCCACUCUCAUCUCUACCCUACACCCCACUCUCAUCCACACCCCAAACCCCACUCUCAUCCACACCCCAAACCCCACUCUCACCUCUACCCUACGACACACUCUUCUCUACCCUACACCCCACUGUCACUUUUACCCUAUGGCCCACUGUUAUCAAUGCCCUAUGCCAUCUGCUAUGCCCUCUGACUUUUACACCGUGCAGCUACGCCUGUGUCCCCUGUGCCAUGCCGCCACUUUUGUGCCCCCUGCCCUAUGCCCUAUGCCUUCAGUCUUUCUGCAUCAUGCCACUACUGUAUCCCCUGCCCCGUGUCCUUGGCCCUAUGACCUAUGCCCCAUGCUGACCUAUGACCUAUGCCCUAUGCCUUCCGUUUUUCCGCAUCAUGCCACUACUGUAUCCCCCUGUCCUAUGCCCUUUGCCCUAUGAUCUAUGACCUAUGCCCUAUGCCCCCUGCUCUAUGCCCCCUGCCCCAUGCUCUAUGCCCCAUGCUCCCCUAUGACCUAUGCCCUAUGCCCUAUGCCUUCAGUUUUUCUGCAUCAUGCCACUACUGUAUCCUCCUGCCCUAUGCCCUUUGCCCUAUGACCUAUGAAAUAUGCCUUCAGCUGGUGUUCAGCAGCUUCCACAUCAUGGCUGUGCUCUUCUCUUCUCUCCUCUCCUCUCCUCCUGUCUAGUGUGAAGCCAGACGCCACUCCAUUUCUAACCGCACGCUCACUGCAGAACAGCAAGCAUAACUUGCCCCUGCCAUAUGUGUUGGGCGUGUUUUGGUAUAACGCGUUGACAGACACCAGUCUUAUCCUCCUCUGCUAUGUCCUGUUCAUUCGAACAGUCUCCCGUGUUAAAUUCCUCCUUCACCACUCCGCUUGCCUUUUUGUUCAAGAUUUGCACUGUAACCUGACAGUGCAGCUACAGUGUGUCGCUUCUUAAGUAGGACAACCACUCGGACAGAAAAACGAAACCUCUGAGAAUUUGGAACCAAAGACAUUGAUCCCCACGCCUGUCGUAGAGUGCCUGUAGCACCUGUGUAGCGUAGCGUCCCGUCAGCCUCCUGCAGUACCUUUAGUCUGCAUCUCUAGGACAACCCUGGCAUUCCGAAAUGGAGUGUGUGCCUCCCUCCGGGGGUGCUCUGGAACUUAACUCCGUCUCGGGAGCCUUGGGGUUCCGUUCUGUGUCGUUUGAGCUCUUUUUCUAUUGGGAGAAAGCGACCAAAACCACACAAUGUGCAGUGUCUACUACUUUUGUUUUUUUUUUCUGCCCCCCACUUUUUUCUCCUGAAAACGGAAUAAUCAGUAGGUAGAAAGGUAAUUUCAGAAAAUGAGUACAGUCAAGGUAGAAUUUCACCUGGGCUCUAUUCCUUUCUUUUCUGUUGUAAUCCAGUUGUACUGUUGUGAUCCAGUCACAAUGCGAUGCGAUGCAUUUAGCAGUCCUGACCUGCACCAUGUGCCCGUGUGCCAUUCUCUCUGAUUGUCAAGCACAACAACACUGUAACAUUUGGACUGUGUGCUUUCAUGUUGGUUUCAAUGCACCUGAUUUGGCCAGAGUCUUAUCAGCCCCUCCAUUCAGCUACGUACAGAGUUGAAUGCCAGUGAAAUGCCGGAAAAAAACACCCUGCUGUUUGCUCUUUGGUAAUCUAUUGAUGAAAUAAAAAUCAAAUGCACUUCACACUUCACAUUUUUAAUUAUUAUUUCUUUGUGUUUGCCAUGUAAAAACAGGUGUCCAUGGUUGAGGGGGU